CGCAAUUCACACGGGAUUAUUUUAGCCGCCGUUAAAUAUCGGAUUUGCGGGUUAUUUCUACGUAAAUUAUUGAAAAAUUAAAUGUCAAAUCGUGAAGAGUGAGUGAAUUAAGCGCGCUUUUGCCCACCCCUCAUCAGACAACUCUUUUCGCCGGAGAAGGCCGGUGGCCGGGUUUGCCGGUCCGUUUUGGAACAUCAAUCAAUGGCGGUUUUCCCCGCCUCCGCUAAUGGUGCGACUAGUAAGGCCGCGAACUCUCUGAUUCGUAUCCCGCCAAUGGUGCCCUUAUGCUUAUUGCUGCUUUCUGCAGCCACACAACUUUCCGCGCUCAUAGAGGUUGAUCUAAAACAUCCAGUGGUGGAUGUCACUCCAAUUCCUCUUUCUGGACACUCAUCAUCUAGAGAUGUUGUAUCAUGCGAACGUGUUUUAGUUUCUGGUGUAUCUAGAUUGAAACUAGGAAGCUAUGCUAGUGCGUACCGUGUCACGUUGAUCCCAUCUGCAGUUAUCCCUGAGAGGUUACAUGGCAAGAUUCAGAUUUGCUCUCACAAGAAUUCUUCACUUGAUUUAUGUAAGUGUCAACAAGAUGAUUGGAAAAGCUUACAAAAAGGGGCAUGGAGCUCUGUUAUGUCACCUUAUGAGGACAGAUUAAUUGAUGUAAAAUAUGUUGGGGAUUUUAUGGAUUCUGUAACUGUCACCAUUGAAGAAGAUCCACAAAAUUGGCGUUUGGUGUGUCUUGCUAUGGGCAUGAUUCUAUUGUUAUUAGCUCCAAUUGUCAGCAGUUGGGUCCCCUUCUACUAUAGUAGUUCAAUGAUGAUCGGUAUUUGCCUUGUUAUCAUUAUCCUCCUUUUCCAGGCAAUGAAAUUACUACCAACUGGAAGGAAAAAUAUGUUCUACGUAACUAUAUAUGGAUCAAUGCUUGGAGCUGGAUCAUUUUUGCUGCAUCACUUCUCAAUGGUGGUAAACUCCAUUCUUUUGAAUUUUGGGCUUGAUGAGGAGUUGCAUAACCCUGUAUCUAUAUUCGUUCUAGUUGGGGUUAUCCUAUCUGGAGCUGGAUUUGGGUAUUGGCUUGUGAGGAAGUAUGUUGUUUCAGAAAAUGGAAAUGUGGAUACGGGAGUGGCUCAGUUUGUGAAGUGGGCGAUCCGGAUCAUUGGCAUCACUUUUGUCUUUCAGAGCACAUUAGAUACUCCUCUGGCAAUUGUUGUGCUUGGUUUGUGGUGUUUGCUCUGCUCUUGUAUGAAUUCCAUGAGGCAACGCAGAGCAAGAAAUAGGUCUGUGAAUGCACGUAUAAAUAAGCAAUUGAACUUGACGCCAAAGCGUGCUGAGUUUUAUAAGAAGUCAAAGAGAGCAGGAAUUUAUGGAUCUGCAUCUAAAAGCCCAAUGAGCUCAUCUCCUUGGUCUGGUUCUCCUCUAAGAGGUUUGGCUCGAUCUAAUAAUAAGAGGGUGGCAAAAAAGGAACCUGCAUGCUAUUACUCAACCUAUCACAAGACGCCUAACAGGAAGAGAUUCUCAGCAAGGGAAUGGGAGGAGUUCACACAAGAAUCCACCAAGUCGGGAAUAGCUGAGUUGGCAUCUUCACCUGAAUUCGCUGAUUGGAUAAUGAAAAACGCUGAUAGAGUGAAGGUGGUUCCAGAGGAGAGUUCUGAUGAAACGGUCGAUAGCAGGUCAGAUGAUGAUAGUGCUGCAGAGAGUUGCAGCGGGGUCAGUUUCUUCAAGUGGCAGCGGUAAAACAUGUAUAUCACCCUAUUCUAAUAGAGAAAAUGAACCAGCUUUUUAGCUUAAGUUGACCUACUGGCAGAGCUUGUAAUUAAUUACCUUUGUAGGCAUGGUUUAAUUACAUGUGAACAAGAGUACUAAUGUUAAAGAUACGCAGGCUUUAUGCGUCGAGUUAUGUUUUGAUUUUUUCGGAAACAAGAGUACAUAAUGGCAUUUUACUAGUCUCUUUCUCAA
Cuscuta epithymum is the source of this 1944-nucleotide messenger RNA. The record is from the annotation of a GenBank genome assembly. NCBI's taxonomy places the organism in Eukaryota, Viridiplantae, Streptophyta, Magnoliopsida, Solanales, Convolvulaceae.